Messenger RNA from Macrosiphum euphorbiae (potato aphid), 810 nucleotides. The record is from the annotation of a GenBank genome assembly. Lineage: Eukaryota; Metazoa; Arthropoda; Insecta; Hemiptera; Aphididae.
AUGAAUGAUUAUUCUAUUGAACCAGUAGUUGAUUCAGAAUUGUACGAAGUUGAAGAAAUUAGACAUUUGUAUGACCUUUUUGAUGUUAUAAGUGUUCAUAAAGUACAAAAUCCACUGCUUUGGGGCUUAUACACAUUAAGAAAAAAUGAAAUGGAAAUAAAUACAAAAAAUAUAAAGGUAAAUGAAUGGCUUUUAUAUCACGUUACUGCCACUAAAAAUGUUCAAUCAAUUGCGGAGAAUAAUUUAGACUGGCGUUUCACAAAUCGUUGUCGAUAUGGAAAAGGUGUAUGUUUUUCAUAUUGCCCUUUGUAUGCCAACCGAUAUGCAUCAUGUGCUCAGGGAUCAACUUCUGCAGUAGAUUACGAUGAAAAUCUUAUGCAUAUACUUAUUAAUAUGGGUUUUCCAAGAGAAGCAAUCAAACGAGCAUUAUUUUAUACGUAUAACCAAGGACUAGAAAGUGCGACUAAAUGGCUUAUGGACCAUAUUACAGAUAAUAAUUUUGCUGAACUUUUUGUUCCAUCCAGACAUGACUUCAAUAGUGAAAUUUCAAUUGAGCGAGCAUUUAUAAUUUGCCGAGUCUUAGUUCAAAGAACCAAAGAUGUUAACGUCAAUUAUAAUUUGAAUGUUAUACCUAAUGUUUUUGAUACUGCUAAAUCAUUAAAUGGUAUGGUUUAUGUAAAAUUCAAUGAUUACGAAUUUUAUCCACAGUACAUUGUGUAUUACAGAGAACAUACAACCGAACAUAAUUUAACUAAAUAUGCUGAUCCAUAUUCAUGCAAUUUCAAUUAUAACUAUUGUGCUGAUCAAUGA